AUGGAAGGGCCAACGAUUACAGCCGUGGUGAAUAGUGACCACUAUCAUUUCGCCGGGCGAGAACCGCUUACACCUCCUAAUGUUCAUGACACCCUACCGCCAGUUCAUUCCCCAACAGAUCGAACGAAUGCCCAGAAUGGGAUGCCGCCGACGCAGGACAACCGUUUAUCCGAGGUGGACAAUACACUACUGCAAGCGGAUGAGGGUCGGAGUAACGGGCAUGUGACGCGGAAUGGAGUUGAGAAUACCACAAACGGGAUCUUGGACAGAGAUCACGACCAUGUCGUGGGAGUGGCUACAUCUAUAAAAGCGAUACCAAAUGGUUCGACGACAGACCGGGAUUGUUCGCUUGCUUCCCCUACAAAAGCAGACCAAUCGGUGCUGGGGCAUGCUGCGGAAGGCCCAAAUGGAAUCGAGGUUGAACAAAAUGGACCAACAGAUGACAUGCACAACCUACCGAGCACGGUGGACUCUCUUCCUACUUGUCCUGACGACUCACAAAUAACAGCACCUGUCUCAAACGAUGAGCUGAACCUUUACACAGCCUUCCCCGCAGCCGACAAAGCUCCAGAGUCUCCUCAUGAUGAUGUCUUUAUUUCCACUCCCAGAGCAGCAACCAGCACAUCUAGGCAAUCUGAAACGUCCGAGAUGAGACGAAGUCGUAACCUCACCAUCGAGACUAGCAACCAACUACUGCAAUCUACAGGCAGUCCUUUACUCAGACCUAAUCCCCUACAAAGGACUCUAUCUACUCCUAGUGCCCUCAAGAGCCCCCUGUCUCCUCAACGGCACGAUAGAAUUGGCUCACGACCAACUCUUAAGAUUCCCGAGACCGGGGCAAAAAUUGAUGGAACCACCGGGAGAAGGCAUUCGUCUUCCGGGCGACCUCUUGCGUCCCCAAUGCCGGCAUCAAUUCCAUUACCACCUUUGUCAAUUCCAACCUAUCUCCAGCUCGAAUUAUCCUCACAGCGACCCUCCCAACUGUAUAUCCACAGGUCUGCCAACAGCGACUUUCCGUACGAGUCUUCACGAGUCAAGGUCGAGAGACUUAUGAACUUCCUGCUGCUUCCUAUGUACCUCGAGAGUGUCCUAUGGUUCGGCACUCUUGCGUGUCUCGAUUCAUGGCUCUAUACGUUCACGAUCCUUCCACUCAGACUCCUCAAAUCGUUCUACAUUCUAGUCAAAUCUUGGUGCAUUAACUUCAUGAGUGAAGUGCACUUUGUCGCCAGUUUUGUGUACAACGGGACUGGAAGAAUGUGGAGAAGACGAAGGAGCAGUCUUGUUCCGACCUCUUCACGUAAAGCCUCAGGUUCUGACGCGGGCGAAGGCAAAGCUGCUCAUUCUAUUGCAGCACACAAUCGCAGGCAAGGGAAGCAGCAUCAGAGGACAAAGUCGGUGCCAUCGGCGUUGCUCCCUGACGACAAAGCGGACAUGCUCAAGGGCCUGCUGAUAAUUUGCACAUGCCUUAUUCUUCUGAGGCUUGAUGCCAGCCGGAUGUACCAUUGGAUUCGUGGUCAGGCGGCCAUCAAGCUAUAUGUCAUCUACAAUCUCCUGGAAGUCUGCGAUCGGCUGUUCUCCGCAAUAGGGCAAGAUGUCCUCGAAUGUUUGUUCUCCAAGGAGGCUCUCGAACGCAAGCCAGAUGGCCACAGCAAAGUUCUACGGCCAUUCUGGUUGUUCGUGCUGGCACUCAUUUACACAGUCAUUCACUCUACAGCUCUGUUCUAUCAAGUCAUCACGCUCAACGUGGCUGUCAACUCAUACUCGAACGCUCUCAUCACGUUAUUGUUGUCAAAUCAGUUUGUGGAGAUCAAAUCCACCGUCUUCAAAAAAUUUGAGAAGGAGAACCUUUUUCAACUGACUUGUGCCGAUGUCGUCGAACGCUUUCAACUUUGGCACAUGCUGGUCAUUAUUGCUUCUCGCAACAUCGUGGAGACGGGAGGAUUAAGCGCAGGAUUGAACGCUUUUGUCAGAGCAUCGAGUGCGGUGGCAGCGGCGCCUCCCCUGACUACGAAUAGCAGCCUUCCCUUCAUCAGCGCUCUUCCGCCGAAAUCGGUGAGCUCGACCCUUCCAAAAUCGUUCACUCUGUUACCAGCUGCAGUCAAUACGAUAACAUCGUACGCUCCAGCUGUCAGUCAGGUGCUCGGUCCUUUUUUGGCCGUCCUAGGGUCUGAGAUGUUGGUAGACUGGCUCAAACAUGCUUAUAUCAACAAGUUUAACAACACCCGUCCUGCCAUAUACGACCGAUUUCUGGAUGUUUUGGCCAAGGACUAUUACACAAACGCUUUCGGCGACCAGAACCUGACCAAGCGGUUGGGCUUGCCGGUCAUCCCUUUGAGCUGUCUCUUGAUUCGAGCCACAGUGCAAACAUACCAGAUGUUCAUGGCCGCAUGGGUUCCGUCGAGCUCGCCAAGCUCGUCAACAAGCCUGGCCAGCAUCCACGAGCAUUACUCUGCGGCCCGCUCAAACAUGCCCAUGACCACGAGCACGGCGAUUUCCAAAACCGUCGACGACAUUAUCAGAGCCAUUCCCGCGGCCAUCACCAGCUCCAGCGUCGUCACACACAUGACCACCAUACUGUUAUUCCUCCUGUUCUUCCUGAUCCUCCUGGCCUGCAAGCUCGUGUUGGGCAUGCUCCUCCUCGCCUUUGCGCGGUCCCGCUACCGGUCGAUGAAGCUGCGUGAGAAGAACCCGAUCUAUCACGUCGACGGCGGCCGGCGCGUCGGGGGUUGGGGUGUCGUCGAAGUCGACGACGAUAAACGCCGGUGGAUCUACGAGGACGAUCCGGCCGGGCUCAAGGCGCUGCGCGAGAGGGAGGAAAAGGACAAGAAGAACAAGGAAAGGGGGACCGGGGUCGAGAGCUUCGACAAAGUCAGACGGUACGAGAUGGUGGCCAAGAGGAUAUGGUAA
This is a messenger RNA of Fonsecaea pedrosoi CBS 271.37, 2907 nucleotides long. RefSeq lists its product as uncharacterized. The transcript has a single exon. Gene Ontology annotation, biological process: maintenance of protein localization in endoplasmic reticulum. The coding region runs from base 1 to 2907 and encodes 968 amino acids. Lineage: Eukaryota; Fungi; Ascomycota; Eurotiomycetes; Chaetothyriales; Herpotrichiellaceae. The record is from RefSeq and is a predicted model, not a curated record. Gene Ontology annotation, cellular component: endoplasmic reticulum membrane.